AUGCGGCCUAUAUUAUUACAAGGACACGAACGUUCUCUCACUCGAGUCAAAUACAAUCGAGAUGGCGACCUGCUCUUUUCUGUAUCAAAGGACAACAAACCAAAUGUAUGGUGGUCGCAUACUGGCGAGAGACUAGGCACAUUCAAUGGCCACAAUGGUGCCAUAUGGGAUUUGGAUGUAUCUUAUGACAGCACAAAACUACUCACAGGAUCAGCUGACAAUACAUGCAGAAUGUGGGAUGUAUCAAAUGGAAAGGAGCUCUUUCAGUGGGAAACCGAAACUGCUGUCAGAGCUGUUGCUUGGGCUAUGGGUGAUCAACAGAUGCUCUUUGUCACUGAUGCUACCAUGGGAAAGAAGUGUGAAAUACACAUUAUAAACAUUGAGGAAGAUAUGAAUGAACAAUCACCAGACGCAGACAUGAUAAUGACUGUAACAGGCUCAAAAGCUACCGUGGCUGGUUGGGGAAACCUCAAUAAAGCCAUAUACACGGGCCACGAAGACGGUUCGAUACAAGUAUGGGAUCCAGAAUCUGGUGAACGUAAUCGGAUGGUCAAAAUGCACUCGGGUCCCAUACAAGACUUGCAAUUCUCAAAGGACAGGAGUCAUUUUAUUACUGCUUCAAAAGAUCACUCGGCUCAAAUAUUUGAUGCCAAGACACUCAAAGUUAUGAAGAAAUAUCAGACUGAACGACCUGUAAAUUCUGCCGCAUUGUCACCUAAUAGGCCUCAUAUUAUACUUGGAGGUGGUCAAGAAGCCAUGUCCGUCACAACCACAUCUGCAAGACAAGGAAAAUUCGAAGUGAGAUUCUUCCAUCUAGUAUUCGAAGAAGAAUUAGGGCGUGUUAAAGGUCAUUUCGGUCCCAUCAACACUCUUGCAUUCAGUCCUGAUGGUCGAGGAUUUGCAAGUGGAGGAGAAGAUGGUUAUAUCCGAUUACACUUUUUCGAUGAGGACUAUUACACUUUUGCAUACGAAGAGGAAAAAAUUCAACAAUAA
Messenger RNA from Synchytrium microbalum, 993 nucleotides. RefSeq lists its product as uncharacterized. The transcript has 7 exons. Gene Ontology annotation, molecular function: RNA binding; protein binding; translation initiation factor activity. Gene Ontology annotation, biological process: cytoplasmic translational initiation. The record is from RefSeq and is a predicted model, not a curated record. Gene Ontology annotation, cellular component: cytoplasm; eukaryotic translation initiation factor 3 complex, eIF3m. Bases 1 to 993 code for a protein of 330 amino acids. Lineage: Eukaryota; Fungi; Chytridiomycota; Chytridiomycetes; Synchytriales; Synchytriaceae.